Molecule: messenger RNA, 954 nt
Organism: Canis lupus familiaris (dog)
Lineage: Eukaryota; Metazoa; Chordata; Mammalia; Carnivora; Canidae
Product: ral guanine nucleotide dissociation stimulator-like
Exons: 3
Coding region: 67-513 (148 amino acids)
Source: RefSeq, a predicted model, not a curated record
CAGGCACCCGCAUCCAGUGCAGCCCCAGCUCAGGCUCACUUGGCUGGAGACAUCUGCUACUAGAAGAUGUUCUCUUGCUGCCGGCCCACGUCUGGGGGCUCUGGCUCCCAGGAACCCCAGGGGUGCGGCUUGUUCCUAUGCUGUAGGCAGUGGCUCCAGCAUAGGUACCAAGGUGUCAGGGCGGUGAUCAGGAGGCGCCGUCAGAGCUCCACCCGGGUCGUGGGGCGCGAGCAGGACGAAGGGGUCGUCUGCCCCACAGCCUCCAGGAGCAGGGAGGUGCCCUGCGCAGCUAAUGGAGGCCAGCGCGGGCUCAGGGGUGCAGGGGCCGCGGCCGGGAAGGGGCAUCAGAUCGUCCUGACCAAGCUCACCCGGACGGAGCUGCUGGAGUACAAAGUCCGACAACUGCUGCUCGCCUUGCAGCGCAGGGACGUCAUCUACAUCUUCAGCUUUUUAGAGGAUUAUCGUACAUUCGCCACCACGGACGAGGUGCUGGACCUGCUGUUCACCGAGUGAGCACCUGCCCCUCCGCAGCCCAGGGCUGGGCCACCUGCUGCUGGGGAGGCUGGGGAUGGUGUGAGCUUCCCGGCCUCGGGCUGCUCCCCCGCCUGGAGCAGGGUCCCCCAGGGCCUAUUGAGGUCCUGGAGGGCAGCCCCGGGGCCUGGCCUGUGGCGGGUCGGCCAGAGGGGCUGUGCCUGUGCUCAGCAGCCGUCCUCCUCCCCGUGACCAGGCCUGUGCCUCCUCCCUGCCCCCCCCAUCACCAGGGUCCUGAGCGGCCUGUUUCCCCAUUGAAAGGGAGGUUUGAGAGUCCAUCGGGGGUCUGUGUCCUGGGGCAGCCAGACAGGGAAACCCCGGGACCCCCCAAGCCCACUAAGAUAUGGGCCAUGGGCCUGGCCAGAGCCCUUUCAUGCUCAAGCCUUCAGGAGGCCCCAGCAGGUGCGGGCACUUCUCCGGGAG